Xenopus laevis (African clawed frog) is the source of this 1328-nucleotide messenger RNA. It is a transcript of the gene fxyd2.S, whose product is annotated as FXYD domain containing ion transport regulator 2 S homeolog. Gene Ontology annotation, biological process: monoatomic ion transport; regulation of monoatomic ion transport. NCBI's taxonomy places the organism in Eukaryota, Metazoa, Chordata, Amphibia, Anura, Pipidae. Gene Ontology annotation, molecular function: ion channel regulator activity; sodium channel regulator activity. The record is from RefSeq and is marked provisional. Gene Ontology annotation, cellular component: membrane.
AAGAAGGAAAGGAGCAGUUGUGUGAGACUGAACUCAUGGCUGAUGCUCAGGACGACAUGAGUCAGAUGCAAGACAAGUUCACCUAUGACUAUGAGACAAUCAGGAAAGGUGGUCUCAUCUUUGCGGCAAUAGCCUUUGUGGUUGGAAUGCUGAUUAUUUUCAGUGGCAGAUUCCGUUGUGGGAGGAAAAAGCAACUAAGAGCCCUCAACGACGAUAUGUGAUAGUGUGGAUAACCUUGAACAUCUAGGCUGGUUGCAGAUGGAAGAUGUGUACAUCUCAGAUCCAAAAACCAGUGACAAUCUAAUGCUCCUUGCUUACAAGGAUUUCAGUCAAGAUGUAUAAAAAAAAUUCAUUCUUCUGUAAACAAGAACCACUAUUUUGUAUACAGGACUUUUGCUGCGUUGCCUCAUUCAGAUGCCUCUUUUCUAAAACUGCCUGACUUUGCCAUGCCUAAGAAUUUUUAAAUUAUCUAACAAAAUAGCCCUCAUACCUACAAAGUCUCUAUGCAAUGACGUGCCUUCUGACUAAAGAUUUUACUUGGAUUUUAUUGGACCUGUUAUUCAAAAUGCUUUGGACAAUAGGUUUCUGGAUAAAAGCAUUCCCAUGAUGUGAGGAAGCAUACUAUAUGCCUAUAAAAAUAUUUGAGAGCUGAUUUAUGAAAGUGUUACACUGACUGCACCAGCAAAGUUAACCAGAACAACCAAUCAAAUAUUUGCUUUCAUUGUUUAAGUUGUACUAGAUUGAUAGCCUGUUGCUAUGGGAACUGCACUGGUGCAAUUUAGCACCUAUGUUAGUAAACAAACCUUUCCAGCAUAAAUGGAGAAAAGAGUCCAAAACAUGUUGCAUUUCUAAGACUGACUACUGCAUUCCAACUUUUCUGAUUAUUUUAUUUUACACUUUUAUAUUACACUUAUAUUUGCAGACACUCUAAAUGAUAUUUUGUCACAAACAGGUGAGAGCUGGGGUUGCUUGUUAUUACUAUGUGAGGCUUUGUAGAAAGUGAGAACCCCUGCUCUAGAGUACAAUAAUCUGUAUUAUGUAAGCAGAACAUUCAGGCUUAAACGAUCAUGUUUAAGAUACAAUCUGUAUAACUUUACAAGCUAUAGUAUCCUUGCAUUUACAACUUACAUCCUCUGAGUUGUAUUGCUGAUUGUGCACAAAAUAUUUUGUUAGCCUUUGCAUAUUAUGAGGAGCUGUUCAAACAAUUGUUCCUUUUCCUUCUUUCGCUUUAAAAGGAAUUUGAAGGACUCAUACUGUAAUCUAGAUGCAUUUGCACAUCUGCUAGUUAUACUGUAUAUUGAAUUAUUAAAGGAGGCUGUGUUCUCAAA